Messenger RNA from Pochonia chlamydosporia 170, 2583 nucleotides. Its product is annotated as NUDIX family hydrolase. The transcript has a single exon. Gene Ontology annotation, biological process: DNA repair; DNA replication. Gene Ontology annotation, cellular component: nucleus; Slx1-Slx4 complex. Gene Ontology annotation, molecular function: 5'-flap endonuclease activity; DNA binding. The record is from RefSeq and is a predicted model, not a curated record. The coding region runs from base 1 to 2583 and encodes 860 amino acids. Lineage: Eukaryota; Fungi; Ascomycota; Sordariomycetes; Hypocreales; Clavicipitaceae.
AUGGCUUCUCCUGAUGUGUUCUUGUCGUCCCCUCCGCGAGGAUCUAGGCAACAUGUCAACAUGAUCCCGACCUCAUCGCCGGAUAUGCCUCCUCUCCAGGAGCUGCUGUCACAGAAGCCAAAAAAGCCGACAAUUCGAAGUGGGAGCAAGGCGGUCCCUAUUCCCGACGAUGCGAAGUCGACAUUUACAAGCGCGCGCGAGCUUUGGAAGUCUGCUCAGUCUGUGGAGGUCAAUCUUUUGAGCCCUUCCGUUGCGCAAGAGAGCAUCGUUCUGCUGGACGAUAUCGAGACCGCAAUGCCCGCACCGGAAGAUGCUUGUCAGAUCAAAUCGCCAUCACGAAAGUCCAGUAAAUCGAUAAUGAGCAACCAUAAGUGUAGAUCGGGGGGAUCUGACCUUGGCGACGAGGUCGGAGUGUCAACCCAACCGUGGAAGAAGUACAAGUCAAAGACACCAGAGAAGGAUGUGGGACGGCGUAGUAUUUCUCCAGACAGAGACAAUCUAGGACUGGCCUCAGACCAGACGACAGCAGAGAACAAGCCUCGUGAGACGACUCCAGUGGGAGAUUUGCCAAAAAUCAGACCCGAGGACGGCACGAAGUGGAAUGAGAGAGAAUCGCUGUUGCUGGAGCCUGCAAUGGUUCGGAGGAAAAACUGGACACCGCCCACAAAGAGUGCGACCAUAAUUCUCGAUUCCGAAGCAUCGACCAUUGGGGAAGAUGCAGUUGCGGCUGAUCAAGAUGGCGAAGCCAAAUCGUUUGGUAGUUUGCUUUCCGCCUACAAGUGUUCCGAAUCUUCCACCCACGACAAUGCUGCAUAUCAGAGCGACGGAUCGGCUGGAACGAAAAGAAAGGUAGCUGACCAACGAGUGGAUUCUGUAGUUAUCUCGGUGAACAAUGUGAAUCCUGUCUCUAAACCAAAGGCUCCUCGGAAAAAGCCACGAACCAUUACGGGCCUUGCAACGGCAGCUUAUAGACAACCGACUCAAGCAGAGCUUACCGAUGUGACACAAGAUGGGGUCGCUGUUGGGCAACCUAAGCCAUUGGCCGAGACUUCAAAAAAGCCAAAGGCUCGCAAAAAGCCUACCAAAACCAAGAAGAAACCGGAACCACCGAAACCAGUUUUGUUUUCUCCUGAAACGGCAUUAAAGCAAGUUGCCAAGCAGGAUUUUGUGUUCGGAACCUCGAGCCAAUUGGCCACGGAACAGUCGCCAACGUUUCUAAGAGAGUUGCAAUUAGCGAUGAAAGACUCAAACCAGCUUGAUUAUGUCGACUUUACGACGCCUUUGAAUAGCGACGCAAUUGAGCCACCUGAAGCCCGCCCUAAGCUUUGGGAUGCAGCAGCCAGGGACAUAGAUGGUGAUUUGUUCGAUGUCGAAGUGGUCAACCUUACAGGAAGCAGUCCGAGAUUAGCGAAAACCCCCGGUGAAGCGGAUCCUUUUGGAUAUUUUAAGGGCGACGAUGCUUCAAGUCCAUCCAAUGGUGUUAGCUCAGCUGGAGGUUGUGCCAAAGACGACGGUUCAUUUGUGGACAUAGCAGACAUUCUCCCCCCUGUCUGCUCAAAGCCAACUCACAAGAGUAGCGGAAGGCAGCAGAUUCUCACUGGUGCGGAGGCAGAAGCACAUCAGGCGAGCAAGCUAUCGACGUCUGUUGAGAUUCUAGGCUCACAGCCCAUGCGGGAAAAUGCAAACACGGAACCAUUAGUAGACAAAGGGCAUAAAACCAAGGAUACCGCAAAUUCUAGUCGACCGACAUUUGAACAGUACACUGAUGUUGAACUGUCGAAAAAGAUAUCUCAAUACGGGUUUAAGCCUGUGAAACGACGAUCAGCCAUGAUAGCUCUUCUGGACCAGUGCUGGCGGCAGAUAGGACAUGGCAGCCAGCAGCGGGGAAUGAAGACGACGAGUACUGCGGCGUCCCCCACAAGACGGCCACGGGGACGUCCAAGAAAGAACUCUGUAGACAACACCCAAAUACAAGAACCACCCCCAUCUGCGCAGGCUCCCGAAACUCCAAAACGAGGGAGGGGACGACCGAGAAAGGAUUCCCAGCCAACUCCAACCAAGCCAACGGCAUCAAAACGAAUUACCACGCCAACAAGGAAGAGAUCAACCAAGAGCGAUGCUACUGUACCUCAGAAGGUGCUGGCGGCAAAAGUCAUUGAGAUACCAGAUUCAGAAUCGGAGGUGGCGGAUGCCCUGGGUUCAUCACCGCUAUCAUCGCAAAGCUCAACGUUUUCUUCACCUGAAAAGGUCAACCUGACCAUGUCUGUCGACAACGAUACAGAGCUUUCUCUCACAAUGACCCCGACAGACGCACAAACGCAUUUAUUUACACAUAUUACCAAGGCUGUCACGACUGCGCCGCGGACGACAGAUCCUGCCAACCCGUCUUGGUAUGAAAAGAUUCUCAUGUACGAUCCUAUUGUUUUGGAAGAUUUGGCGUCUUGGCUCAACAGUGGGCAACUCAGUCGGGUUGGAUACGAUGAAGAAGUUAAUCCUGUGGAGCUGAAGAAGUGGUGCGAGUCUAAAAGCAUUUGCUGCCUCUGGAAAAUAAAUUUAAGGGGCAAAGAGAGAAAGCGAUAUUGA